UUAUUAUUAUUACUAUUAUUAUUAUUAUAAUUAGUCUUUUUUUUAUUACUAUUAUGCUUCAUUUAGUGCUUUUGUUGUUUAUUGUUUUGAGUCUUUCUUUUCGAUUUUAUUUUGUAUAAAUUGUAUUAUUUCUAUACUAUAGUCAUUCAGAUCUUUACACUGGAUACUUCUAUCAAUUAUAUAAACAUAUUACUAUUUGAUAAUGGAAUUGUAAGCCAGUAACAGUAGACACACACCAUUGUUCAUGCUUUCUACUACUUUUCAUCCGCGUGACUCUGCUCGUGACUCUUGCACCAAAAUUUUUUUUCAUCCAAAAUUUUUCAAAUUGGCUAAUAAACUACGGCACCUAUUCGUUACACUACUGCUAAUUUAAACAGUUACUAGUACUAACGCUAGCACCAACACGACCAUGUUGAGAAUAUCUAAUAGUAGAAAAGUGGGAGUGAGUUUGAAUAGCAAAGUGGGAGGAUUAUCUAAAUUAAGUCAAAGAUAUUUAACAUAUAGAUUAUCAAGAUUACCUGCUUUAGAAGCUAUUCAAUCUAAGAAGAGUGAUUUUAAAGGAUUAUUCUCUAAUAAAGCCAUCAAUGAAGUAUGGUUCAAUCGAGGUGAACAAUUAGUGGAUGGGUUAAAUCAAAGUAUAGAGCAAACGUUUGUUACAGAUGGUGAACAUUCACUUCCAAAUAAUUUACCAGAUUUAAUAAGUUCAACCAUACAUAAACCUGAAUUUUAUGGAGUUUAUUGUUAUUCAACUUUAUUAUAUAAUUUACAAUUCUUUAUGGAAAAUAUAAGACCAAGUGAAAAUUCUGCUCAUAAAAUUACAAAAGCUGAUUCAAAUUCAUUAUUAGCUAGUCCAUUAACUGAAUUUAAUAAUGAACCUCGUGAUGAAUUAAAGAAAUGGAUUAAUGAUUCCUUUGGAUCUUUAAGAGAAUUCAGAACUUUAUUACUUAAUUCUGCUAAAGGAAUUAAAGGUGAUGGUGUUACAUGGUUAGUGGCUGAAAGUAAUAUUAGUCAAACUGCUAUAAAUAAUGGUGGAACAAAAUCAGGUAGAGGUCCACAAUUUGUUAACUUAAGAGUCGUUAACACCUAUAAUACUGGUUAUGUUGAUGAUUCUGUAAGAUCAGGUCAAGUCAAUCGUUUAAAGCAACAAAAGAAAGUCAGAGAGGCUUCUUUAAAGGCUAAACAAUUGGAAAUUCAAGAAAAAGAACAACAACAACAACAACAACAACAACAACAAGAAUCCCCAAGUAAAUCAGAACAAUCUAUAGUGAAACAAGAAACAGUUGAAGAAUCAAUUGAUGAAUUAACCUUAGGAACUAUCGAAGAAGCUGAAUUAAAUGUUUUAUUUAAUGAUAAGAAAUUGGUACCUCUCUUAGCCAUUGAUGCAUCACCAAGAACCUACUUAUUAGAUUAUGGAGUAUUUGGUAAACAAAACUAUUUGGAUAAUGUUUGGGAAUGUAUCGAUUGGGACGUUGUUGCUCAAAGAGCUCCUCAAAGAACUCAAUCUAUUAUUGGGGACUUAUAUUUGUAAAUAGCUAAACUUAAAUCAUCGUA
Scheffersomyces amazonensis is the source of this 1551-nucleotide messenger RNA. Its product is annotated as mitochondrial 37S ribosomal protein mS43. The record is from RefSeq and is a predicted model, not a curated record. The transcript has a single exon. Lineage: Eukaryota; Fungi; Ascomycota; Pichiomycetes; Serinales; Debaryomycetaceae. The coding region runs from base 410 to 1528 and encodes 372 amino acids. Gene Ontology annotation, biological process: superoxide metabolic process. Gene Ontology annotation, molecular function: metal ion binding; superoxide dismutase activity.